Syzygium oleosum is the source of this 1020-nucleotide messenger RNA. RefSeq names its product cysteine-rich receptor-like protein kinase 29. The record is from RefSeq and is a predicted model, not a curated record. The transcript is spliced from 2 exons. Bases 31 to 1020 code for a protein of 329 amino acids. Lineage: Eukaryota; Viridiplantae; Streptophyta; Magnoliopsida; Myrtales; Myrtaceae.
CCUGUUGAGUAAUACCUCUAUCAAAAAAAAAUGGAUCCUCCAAAUCAUUUUCUCUUGCUUCUUCUCAUGUUUGCUUCCACCAUAAACGCCCAAUUCCCAGCGACCUACUGUGGUUCGACUGGCAACUUCACCGCCAACAGCACCUACCAAACCACCCUCACCACCCUCCUCUCCUCCAUCUCCACCACCAACUCCUCGUCCUUCUCCUUCGGCUUCUUCAAUGCCUCCGCCGCUGUCUACGGUGCCUCCCAGACCGUCUACGUCUUUGGCCUCUGCCUCGGUGACUUUACCACCGUGGACUGCCACGCCUGCCUUGAUGAAUUGGCCUCUGACAUGCGCCGCCUCUGCCCCCUCCAGAAGGAGGCACUCCUCUACACUGGGAACUGCAUCAUCCGGUACUCGAGCGCCUCAUUCUUCGGCACAGUUGCAACAGAACCUACCUACGUGGCGAGUACUGGUGAAGAUGUCUCAAGCCCGAAAACGUACGACGCAGUGACGAAGAAGCUUCUGAACGGUCUGCGGGCCGAGGUAGCAGGUGGCGGCUUGCUGAGAAAGUACGCGUCAGAAAAGAAAUCAGCAGGGUUGGACAUGAUCUAUGCGAUGGUGCAGUGCACGCCGGACUUGACGGAGCAACAAUGCAGUGACUGCCUGGUAAUAGGCUUCAAUACCAUCGGGGACUGCUGCGUCAGGUACACAGGAGCACGGUUCAUGGUGCCAAGUUGCCAGGUCCUGUAUGAGAUCAAUAAUCCGUUCCUCGACUCGGUCACUAAGCCACUUACGCCGCCGUCGUGGGUGGGAGAUGUGCCGCUUCCACCACCAGGACCUGAAAUCGAGUGCCAUGGACCAGCGCACGAUCUUUAUGGACCUAAGCCUGAGAGUCGAGACCAUAGCUCGAGCAUCAAAGACUCAAGCAUGGCCUUUAUGGACUCGAGUUCGGGUGUUGAAGCAUCGGGUACUGGCACCAAGGGUUCAGGCCUGGCCUUGAUGGAUCCCGGCGUGGGCACCGAGGCCCAAGCCUAG